AUGUCAGACGUACAAAUGGAUAAGGCUUCAGGAUAUCACUCAGACUCCCCAUCUUCGUCCAGCGGAACUGGGGAUAUCAUAGGACCUGACGUGUAUGUUGACCUGAAAGUCCAUUUCAAAUCAACCAACGUCAUCCGAGUACACGGACCAUUCCUACCGGGAGAAGGCAAACUUUUGGUCGAAAGGUGCAAACGAAUCCUGAAGGACCAUUGCGGUGGAGCCGAAGCAGUCACCAAAUUCACGAGAGUUACCCAAAAUGGCUUGUUCCUUAGUCUCAUCACCGGCUACGAAGCAAAAACGUCCGACGGUAGCACCCUGCAGUUCACCACAGAGAUGAAUCCGGAUGCACUAGAUGUGGUGGAAGCCAUCGAGGAGGCCCGGAAGAAGGGCAGUCCAGUCGAAUAUGUCUAUGCUCUUCGGGAGCUGACACCUAUUGCAACCAAUAUCACAGCAAUUGGCGAGACUCGGAAGGGCGGGGUAACGAUAUGGGAGCAGGUGAAGGAUUACAUGCCCUAUGAAUUGCCUGUAAAAGAGUUGAAGCCCCAUUUGUAUGGUCUCUGCGACAUGAAAAUGGCGCGUUUGGCAACCAAAUGGUGUAACAGUAUGCUUAAAGAUGGGCCAGAGGGGACAAAAUUAGGACACCAAGACCCUUGUCGACUGUCGUAUUUCGUAACAGAGCAAACGGAGCUGCUACCCGUGACUGCUAUCGUGACGGUCACGAAAGUUGAUCUGAAGAAGAAAGAGGAUGCACCAGCGCCUGAGGACAACGAGUACUGGACUCCGAAAAAGAUGUCUGAGGCAAGAGCAAAGUGGUACCAGAAAGAAGUCGAACCGGCGUUGAAAAAGCAAGAUGAGUUGAGGAAAAGGCCAAGUGGUCCGCAGACGAGCAUUCUACCGCGUAGAGGCCCUUGA
Molecule: messenger RNA, 912 nt
Organism: Aaosphaeria arxii CBS 175.79
Lineage: Eukaryota; Fungi; Ascomycota; Dothideomycetes; Pleosporales
Exons: 1
Coding region: 1-912 (303 amino acids)
Source: RefSeq, a predicted model, not a curated record